AUGGACACUUCCACGUCUUCCAGGUCGGCUUCGGUGCAGCCUUCGGAGACCUCCGUCCCCGAGCCCUGCAGCGCGCCCUCGGAGAAGUACCUCCUCUUGGACACGGAGGACGAGCUUGAGCUGCAUGCGGAUGACAAAGCGUUGAACGUGUCCGAGCAGGUGGGCCCCUGCCUCCCGUCCCUGUGGCGCACGAACGCUCUUCUUCUGGUGUGCUCGGUGGCCUUCUUCGUCGCAAUCUACAGCACCAGGUCCUGCGUGGAUGGCAGCACCUAUCCCAUGCCGCCGAACUGGGUUUGGCUCGCCUUCUUCGUGCCGGUGCUGCUUCAUCAGCUUUGGGCAGAGCAGGAGGCUGUGGAAGUCCUUCUGCCAUGCUACAAGCGCCACAUGAAUCUGCACCGCCUCGAAGACGGCUUCUCGCUCAUGGGCCUCUUCCCAUCCUCGGAGGCCUGGUGGCUUCGCGUGCAGCAGCUGCUUCUGCUCAUGAGCUCCGUGGACGUCUUCACCGACACCUACUUUGCCAGCACCAUGGGCCUGGGAGGCACCAAUGCCUGCUCACAUGGAAGGACGCAAGAGAUUUGGAACUUCUGGUGGAGGCAGAGUAUCUUCAGCUCGCUGCCCUUCGUGGUUCCCCUAGACGUGCUGAUCUCGGCGUCCUGGACCUUGAUGCUCUUGCACCUUGUCGUGGCCUGCGCCACCAUGGUCCGGAAGAAGGGGCCCGGCGACAGAGGUGACGACGCCCCUGCUGUCCUGCAGUGA
This is a messenger RNA of Symbiodinium natans, 756 nucleotides long. The record is from the annotation of a GenBank genome assembly. Lineage: Eukaryota; Dinophyceae; Suessiales; Symbiodiniaceae.